GCUUUCCUUUUCCACCAUCACGAGCUGCGCUGUUCGCAAGCUUACACUCGCUUACGCAUUCCCAUUUGUAUUCCUGAAAGAGCCGUAUCUGAUCUACCCUUUUUCCCAUCUGCCCAUUUGGUCGUCGGGCCGCAGGUUGAGUCCUCAUCAGUUGUCCGCUUCUCGAUCGUUGAUCGAUCUCCACGAUGGGAAGGCCCCGGCGUAAAGCACUCCUCAUCGGGAUCAACUACAUCGGGUCCUCGCACCAAUUGGCGGGCUGUAUCGACGAUGUGCGCAACAUGCAGGAGUUCCUCAUGUCGCGGAACCAUUCACCUACGACGCGGGAUAUGGUUGUUCUAACGGACACGAAUGACGUGAGGGGACCGUAUUUCCCGACGGGUCACAAUAUUAUUGCUGCGAUGCGCUGGCUUGUGAGUGAGCCUGGAUGUCUGUGCUUUCUACAUUACUCGGGCCACGGGGGCCAGGUGCCGGACAAUGGCGAUGGGAGAAGUUCGAGUGGCUUCGACGACACGAUUGUGCCGGUGGACUUUGAGAGAAACGGGCAGAUUCCUAGUGGUGUGUUGCAUCGGUUUCUCGUGAGUGGGUCGGCGCCGGGCUGUGUUUUGAGUAUCUUGUUUGAUUGCUGUCACAGUGGUUCGGCAGUCGAAUUACCGUUCGUGUACAGAACGGAUGAUGAUGGGAAUGUCGAUUUAAUGGACAACUUGAGACAGGGGUUCGAAUUGAUUGGGGAGGUAAGCGCUCCCGUGACAAGAUACAAGGCUAGGAAGGCAGGGACAGAGUGGAUGACUGACUUGAGGAUUUCCAGGAUUAUGUUCUCGGGGUGCAAGGAUGAGCGAACGAGUGCGGAUGCAUUUAUUAACGGGAGGCAUGUUGGUGCAAUGUCCUGGGCGUUUCUGGAAACGAUGAAGACCGAUAACUAUUGGAACCUCUCCUACGUUCAGAUUCUGCAAAAUGCGAGAGCGCUGCUCCAGGAGCAUUAUUCGCAGAUACCGCAAUUGAGCUGUGGGUUUCAGUUCAAUCUGGAUAGUCCAUUCAGAAUAUGA
Exophiala xenobiotica is the source of this 1043-nucleotide messenger RNA. RefSeq lists its product as uncharacterized. Lineage: Eukaryota; Fungi; Ascomycota; Eurotiomycetes; Chaetothyriales; Herpotrichiellaceae. The transcript is spliced from 5 exons. Gene Ontology annotation, molecular function: cysteine-type endopeptidase activity. The record is from RefSeq and is a predicted model, not a curated record. The coding region runs from base 186 to 1043 and encodes 285 amino acids. Gene Ontology annotation, biological process: proteolysis.